This is a messenger RNA of Anolis sagrei ordinatus, 1536 nucleotides long. RefSeq names its product growth differentiation factor 2 (gene GDF2). The record is from RefSeq and is a predicted model, not a curated record. Gene Ontology annotation, cellular component: extracellular region. NCBI's taxonomy places the organism in Eukaryota, Metazoa, Chordata, Lepidosauria, Squamata, Anolidae. Gene Ontology annotation, biological process: BMP signaling pathway. Gene Ontology annotation, molecular function: growth factor activity; cytokine activity.
AACACGGCUGCAAUGCAGCUUGAGAAAGUGGUCAGCCAUUGGCAUUCUGUGUUUGCAUUUCAGACUUCAGUCAGCCUGCUCCCCUGGAUCCUUACUGUAUUAUACCCUCGUUUAAAACAGGAUUCAUGAAAAAUGUAUUAUUUCGGGGCCUUCACUCUUCUAAACAUCAUGAUACCUUUGACAAGUGGGAAACCCAUGGAAGCCCGGGACAGAUUACUUACAACCCCAAACUCCCAUGAAUAUUCUGGUGACAUUGGGAGCGUGGAGGGAGAAGCCCAAUUUGACUUUAAAUCGUUUCUGGAGACUUUGAAAGCUGAUUUCCUGAGGAACUUGAACUUGUCAGAAGUACCUUCAGAAGAGAAGAUGAAAGAGGAACCACCACAAUUCAUGAUUGAUUUGUAUAAUAGAUAUAGCAAGGACAAGUCUACCAGCCCCAUAUCCAAUAUUGUGCGCAGCUUCAGUCCUGAAGAUAUUACUUCUCUUUCUCCUCUGGAAAUGAAUCCAUUUCAGAAAUACAUUUUGCUGUUCAAUGUCUCCAUCCCAUGGCAUGAAGAUGUCACCAGAGCUGAAUUCAGAAUCCACACUGACUGUCAAAAGGGCACAAAGAGUUUGGUGAACUUUAAAGGAAAUAUAGCUGUGUAUGAUGUCCUUGAAGGAAACAACUGGGAGGAACCAAAUACUGUCAAAUCCGUCCUAGUCUCCAAAGAAAUCCAAGAAUGUGGUUGGACGAUGUUUGAUGUGUCUAGCACUGUGAAAAGAUGGACCAAGGCAGACAAAACAAUGAGUACUAAUCAACUGGAGAUUGAUAUAGAGAGCGAUGUUCAAAGUGAUCUUACCUGUGGGAAUGUACAUACCGGUGUAACACCGAACUCUAACCAUUUACCCUUGCUGGUAGUGUUUUCUAAUGAUCCCAAUAACAGAAUCAAAGAGAACUAUAUGGAACUUCAAGAAAUGAUUGUGCAUGAACAGGAAAGCAUGCUUAAGAAUUUGGUAAAGAACAACACUGCCCAUAAAGAGAACGCUUUACCUGUUAAUGGAAUCCAUCAUCUUCUUUCCAGAGGGAAACGAAGUGCCGAACAUAAUCACUGCAGGAGAACCUCUCUCCAAGUAAAUUUCAAAGAAAUUGGCUGGAAUUGGAUAAUUGCUCCUCAAGAUUAUGAUGCGUUUGAAUGCAAAGGAGGUUGCUUCUUUCCUCUGACAGAUAAUGUCACACCAACCAAGCAUGCUAUUGUCCAGACCUUGGUGCACUACAAAAAUCCCAAGAAAGCUGCCAAAGCCUGUUGCGUCCCAACGAAGCUUGAUGCAAUUUCCAUGCUUUACAAAGAUAAUGCUGGGACCCCGACACUGAAAUAUCAAUAUGAGGGGAUGAAAGUGGCAGAAUGUGGCUGUAGAUAGAGAAUAUCAGGGACCACUCCAUCACAUAAAUAUGAAAUCAUGUAUGCAGAAAAAUGUUAUUUGUUUAUAAAUAAAUGUUUGAUUAUAAAGGGUGCUGGAUUGCAGCUUCAAUUCCUACUGGGCUUUCUCUUUUCUCUUCCC